Molecule: messenger RNA, 1185 nt
Organism: Raphanus sativus (radish)
Lineage: Eukaryota; Viridiplantae; Streptophyta; Magnoliopsida; Brassicales; Brassicaceae
Product: putative F-box protein At1g47730
Exons: 1
Coding region: 46-1155 (369 amino acids)
Molecular function (GO): protein binding
Source: RefSeq, a predicted model, not a curated record
UAGAAGCGAUUCAAGUGAAAAGGAAAAUAUAAUCGUGAAGAAAGAAUGAUUAAAAAGAGAAGACUACUAGAGCGACCCAGAGAGGACGAAUCACAACCAAGCGAUAUUCCUCAUGAGCUAACCAUGGAGAUACUCUCAAGGUUUUCUGUGAAAUCAAUCGUGAGAUUUGGAUGUGUCUCGAAGCUAUGGUCCUCUCUAACCAGACUUCCCGGUUUUAAUAACUUGUUCAUGUCUUCAAGGAAGCCGCGUCUUCUGGUCACCUUCUCAACAGGAUUGAAGCAAUAUGGUAUAUUGUUUCCUCAACACCAGAACCCUGACGGGUCUUAUCCUCCGUUCUACAGUUUUCAUAUUAACAACAUUAAUGAGCCGACAUAUGCUCUUUCCAAGAGCGUUUGGGGAUUGAUUUUACUACCCGGAUUCAAAAUUUGGAACCCAACCGUGAGGAGGUUUUCAGCCUUACCACAUCCCAAUGAACACAUCCCGACUGAAAAUUGUAAGUCUUUUUUAGGAUACGAUCCGUUGGAGGGUAAACACAAAGUUCUCUGUAUAUUACAUUCCGAGGACGUAAGGGUCCUUACCCUGGGAGCUCAAGAAUCAUGGAGAAUAUUAACCAAAGGUAUCCCUAAGCAUCAUCCGAGAGGAUAUGGCCGAUGCUUCAAUGGAAUUUUGUAUUAUAAAGCUUGUCUUCUUGAUGAUGAUAAGAAUAUUAUAAUGAGCUUUGAUGUCAAGUCCGAAAGUUUCAGUCCGAUAAAACAUCCUAAGGAUCUUUCUUUUGAUAUGAUACCUUAUAAGGGAAGGCUAGCCUUGGUUACUUAUGAAUAUAACUUAAGUAAAGUUGAUAUCUACAUUUUGGAGGAUGCAGAUGGACACGAAUGGACACGUCAAAGCUUUCUUAACAUAAUUUGUAAAAGCAAAUUAAGGGGGAAUCCUGUGGUUUUCAAGGGUAUUACUGAUGAUGGUGAGCUUGUUUUUACACCAUCUACGUUGUCGGAAUCGUACUGUAUUCUAUAUUUCGAUCCUAGUAAAAAUAGUACUAGAGAAGCCUUGUUUGAAGGAGUUAUGGGUGAGACUAGGCGUUGUUGUGGAAUUGCUACCAAAUAUAUGCACAUUAUCGAUGUUUUCCCAAAUCACAUCGAUAGUCUUGUAUCUUUGUAAAGCAGUUUAUUCUAUCGCUUAAUGCUAUGU